Kalmanozyma brasiliensis GHG001 is the source of this 1032-nucleotide messenger RNA. Its product is annotated as Ribosomal protein S9. The record is from RefSeq and is a predicted model, not a curated record. The coding region runs from base 1 to 1032 and encodes 343 amino acids. Gene Ontology annotation, cellular component: mitochondrial small ribosomal subunit; ribosome. Gene Ontology annotation, biological process: translation. NCBI's taxonomy places the organism in Eukaryota, Fungi, Basidiomycota, Ustilaginomycetes, Ustilaginales. The transcript has a single exon. Gene Ontology annotation, molecular function: structural constituent of ribosome; RNA binding.
AUGGCGCUCACACCCGCUGCAGCACGCAGCUCAGCACGGUCGCUCAUCCGCACCCUGGGCGAACUUCAUCUCACCGCACCGACCUCCGUCCGAUAUGCUUCCACCUCCUCCUCCUCCUCCUACACGGAAGCGCGCACGCCUCGUCUGCCACCCGUCGCGCCCCUUGCAGCACGCCUAAAACCCGCCUCGCCCGCCUACUACACCGGUCGUCCCGCCUACAUCGACACACUGCUCUCUCUCGAGGAGCUCACGCGUCAAACGAAGCGUUUGCUCGAACAGACGCAUUUGCUGCCACCCAACUCGUCCCCGCCGUCGCUCGCCGCGACGAACCGGGGCAACCUCUGGCUUGGUUCCGACGAGCUUUCCGAAGUCAUCGGUUCGGGUCUCAAAGCAGCGCAGUAUCGACAGAUCGUCUCGCGCUUGGGGUUGCUUUCGAGGUACGCCGGGUUGGUUCGUCUGCUGGAAGGAAGCGAGUUGGUGGGGAAAUACCACGAGACGUUGGAAAAGUACAUGAACGAGAAUGCCAAGAACAACAACAUGCUUGCGUCCAAAGACGUCGAUGGCGCACUUUGGGCGGCAAGCGAGAAGAAAAUCGAUGGUAAGGGACGAGCGUAUUCGAUGGGGAGGAGGAAGGAGUCGAGUGCGCAAGUAUGGAUCGUACCAGCCAAAGACGUUGGUCAGGUGCUGAUCAACAACAAGCCACUCGCAGAGUACUUUACGCGGACGGCGGAGAGGGAAGCCGUGACGUGGCCGAUGAAGUUGACGAGCACCUUGGGGGCGUACAAUGUGUUUGCGCUGACGAGGGGUGGGGGGAAGAGCGGACAGGCAGGUGCGAUCGCUCAUGCGUUGGCGAACGCUAUUGUGGCCGAAACAGGUCAUGGGCUGGGCCAGGAGAAGGGCAUCGAGGCAAAGAGGUACGUCAUGAAGGUGUUGGCCAAGGACGGCGUGCUCAAGAGGGAUCCCAGGAUGGUCGAGAGGAAGAAGACGGGCAUGUUGAAGGCUAGGAAGGCGUUCACUUGGGUCAAGCGUUGA